AUGAAAACAACUGGAAUAGUCGGUUUUCAAGAGUUCAGUCUAAAUGAGGGGAACCGUUAUAAGUUUCCGUUGAAUCACGGUGAAACCGCAAAAAGGGUUAUACAAGAUCGUAAUCUUUGUAGCCCCAGUUCUGUCAAGAAAUCUCCGCAGCCGGAUAAGAUAAUAGAUCUUACUAUCGACGAAGAAGGAGAAGAACAAAUUAGUGUCGACAAAGGAUCUAAUGAUAUGAAUGAAAAUAUCUCAAAAUCCAUUUUGGACAACCCAAGUAAGCAUGAUGAACUAAAGGAGAAAAUUGACACAGCUGAUAAUGAAGAAGAUAAUGCAGCUAAAACUGAACGUAGCCAAAAUAAGCACAAAGACAGAGGUAGAAAAAGAAAACGAAGGUGUCAAACAACAUAUCGUGAAAGCUUGAGCAAGUACGGUGCCGAGGGAUGUGACAGUGAAAGAACUCUGUGCAACAGUUGUAACAAUAGCAAGGUUGACAAUCGAAAUGAUGGAAGUGUACAAAAAUUAUGGGACAAGAGUAAUAACAGCAGUUCGAGUAAAGACGAAAUGAGCCAAAUUACAGAAGACAGGAAUCAAACCUUAAGUAGCAUCGGUGUUGUCCAUGACGCGAGUAGUGUGUUGGACUCGACGUAUCGUGCGAACAAGAUUACGACACUUAAAGCCAGACUAGCCAAGCAAGAAGAAGAGCUUGCUAGGCUUAGAACUCAGAAGGAAAGAUUACACGUCCAAUCAAACCAUAAAACCUUAGAUACACGUGACAAGUGGUUCUCAAGCCUGGCAGAUUCAUGUGCAAAAACCGAUAUGGAACAAAAGCAAAAUUUUAAAACAGUGAGUGUAGAUGACAUAUGUCAACACGUGUUAAAAUCAUUUGAUAUUUUUAAUGCUCGCCGGUUCAGGAACAGAAAAAAGGAAAAGGCGGCGCCGCAGUCUCCUAACAAUACUUGCGUGGUUAAUCAAGAUGGCAAUGAUAUCUGCUUCCAAACUGAGCAAGAUGAAUUUCUGUCGCGAGUUGGUUUGAAAAGAAGGUGUAUGAAAAGAAAUUGA
Pocillopora meandrina is the source of this 1050-nucleotide messenger RNA. The record is from the annotation of a GenBank genome assembly. NCBI's taxonomy places the organism in Eukaryota, Metazoa, Cnidaria, Anthozoa, Scleractinia, Pocilloporidae.